Messenger RNA from Acanthochromis polyacanthus (spiny chromis), 1768 nucleotides. Its product is annotated as retinol dehydrogenase 13-like. The coding region runs from base 119 to 1108 and encodes 329 amino acids. The record is from RefSeq and is a predicted model, not a curated record. The transcript has 7 exons. NCBI's taxonomy places the organism in Eukaryota, Metazoa, Chordata, Actinopteri, Pomacentridae.
AGUUCAAGACCAUUUGAGUCGGUUUUUCCUCUAUUGCGGAAGAGUCCAUGUAAACGGACAGGGAUUGCAAAUUAAAGUUUUCAGUAAUAUUCAGUUAAGUUUGCGACUAUCCUGAAAUAUGCAGAACUACGUCGACGGUGUCAAGGAAUUUGUAGAGAACCAUGUGAUUGCUCUCACUGUUACCUUUGUUGCAGUGGUCGGUGUGCUGGCCCUACGUAGAUGGAUGGCAGGGGGAGUGUGUCGGAGCAAGGCUAGGCUUGAUGGGAAAACAGUCCUUAUCACAGGAGCCAACACUGGGAUUGGGAAGGAGACGGCCCUGGAUAUGGCUCAGAGAGGGGCCAGAGUGAUUCUUGCCUGCAGGGACAUGACCAGAGCCCGCAUUGCAGCAGAUGACAUUCGACAGCGGAGUGGGAACGGCAAUGUGGUGGUAAAGAAACUGGACCUUGCCUCGCUGCAGUCUGUCAGAGACCUGGUCAAAGAUGUCCAGGAGAACGAGGAGCGCUUGGACAUCCUCAUUAACAAUGCAGGUAUUAUGAUGUGCCCUAAGUGGGAGACUGAAGAUGGCUUUGAAAUGCAGUUUGGUGUCAACCACCUGGGACAUUUUCUCCUCACCAACUGUCUGCUUGACCUGCUGAAGAAAUCCGCUCCAAGUCGCAUUGUCAUUGUUUCUAGUGUAGCACACCAGAAAGGCCGUAUGCACUUUGAUGACAUCAAUCUUGAUAAAAGCUACAGUCCUGAACAGAGCUACCGCCAAAGCAAGCUAGCUAAUAUUCUUUUCUGCAGAGAGCUGGCUAAAAGACUGCAAGGCACCGGUGUGACAGCGUACAGUCUUCAUCCUGGGGUCAUCCGCACAGAGUUAGGCCGCCAUUUUCUCUCUACUUUAGCUAUGUGGAAGAAGAUGAUACUUAUGCCGUUUUUAUUGCUGAUCAAAAGUCCCUGGGAAGGAGCCCAAACCACCAUCUACUGCGCUGUGGACGAGAGCCAGGCAGACGUCAGCGGUCUCUACUACAGUGACUGUGCCGUCAAACAGCCGAGACCACAGGCCCUGGAUGAUGCUGCAGCCAAGAAGCUGUGGGACCUCAGUGCUUCCAUGGUUGGUCUGGGUUAAACACAGCAGCCUGAUGUGCAUUUAUCAGCUCUUCCUCUGAUCUCAUAGACACGAAUAAUUUGCACAAAAAUUUGCACUAUUUCCUCUAGGUACCAAAUGAAGCUGUUUUUCAGAGUCGGAUGAUAAUUGACAUAUAAAAGUAAUACUCUCCUUUGUUUACUGUGAGAUCAAUUGAUUGAGACUAGAUAGUUUGUCUCCUCAUCUCCUGAAGUUAUGUCUGCUGGUUUGUUAAUAUUCGACUGUUCUAUCACUUUUAUUGCCCACUAAUGCCAAUAUCUGUAAAAUAUAAAACCACUAUUUUGCAUGGUUUUUCCAGACUCAAAUUCAGGAUGAUCUGUGGCUGCUUCCUUUCUUAGCCAUUAGCAUAGCCUGAGCCACUGUGAAAGCAGGUCCUGUUUUGUGUUGAUAGCUGUGCUUCUUGCUAAGUUUCUGAAUGUUGUCUUUGCUGUUUCAAAUGUAUCUGCCAGUUAGAGAAGACAGACAGAUAAUAAAGUUGGAAAAAUGCCAGAUAUUGGACCUGAUAAUCAGCCAGAAGAUCCCUGAUUUGUUCAGAUAAGGUACAUUGCUUUAUCUUCAUGUUUGUACAUUUUAAUAUUUGUGGUUAAUUGUAUACUUCUGCUAUGCUGCUUUAUCUAUAUUAAAACAAGGUUUGCUGACAAA